CAGCGGCUCCGCGGGAGAAAGAUGUGGCGGUCUGCUUCUGUAGAGGUUUACAGCCUUGGAAACCCUGUGGGGUCGCUGUGAGUCGGAACUGACUUGAUGGCAGUGAGUAGUGGGAAGAUACCACAAUGUUACUGUAGAGUCAGUUCUCCAACUCUGUUCUUAUUCAGUAUUGUGUUGGCAGUCGUGGGUGUUUUGCCUUUCCAUAUAAACUUUGGCAUCAAUUUUAUCCACAAAAUAACUUGCUGGAAUUUUGAUUGAGAUUGCGUUGAAUUUAUAAAUCAAAUUGGGAAUAACUGACUUAGUAAUAUGAAGUCUUCCUGUCCGUGAACAAAGAGGGCAGCAGUAGAAUUCUCACCUUCCACGCAGGAGACUUGGUUUGGAUUCCUGGCCGGCGCACCUCAAGUGCGGCUGCCACUUGCCUAUCAGUGGAGGCUUGUGUGUUGCUGUGAUGCCGAACAGGUUUCAGCAGCUGAAAUCCAGACAUCACAUAUCAAGUUCUUCUCGUUGUAAUCUCCUGUAAACCUCCGUUGAUGUUGGUGUUGAUGUGCUGGCAAGGUGUGGAGGGCGAGGAAGCUUUCUGUAACCCUAUGAUUAGGUCGCAGUCUUUUAGUGAGCCUUUGCCCCUGGCUGUGACCUUCACAAGUGUUUCUCAGCUUUUUGUGGCCUUCAUUCCCUGGGUGAAACAGGAAGGCUAGAGGGGGCUGGAGUUGGGUAUUUCCCUUCUGUGUCCAUUAGGAUCUGAUUAAAAAAAACCCACGAAGGUUUGGCUCUGGUCAAGUAGUUGGCCUUCAGGGCAGUCGGUUGUUCAGAGAGCAUUAUUUCCGAAUGGUUAUUUUCCCCUCACCCCACCCUCUGGACACAAGACGGGAUUUUUCUGUGAGCUGAGAACCCCGUGGAGCUCCUGGAGCCUUCUCACGGAAGCCUGGGGGCUAAGUCUGGGCCUCCGGGAACUUUUCCUCUCCAGCACUUAGUCAGUCACCCUUUAAGUGUCCUGCCCUCUGCUGAGGCUGGAGCCGGCGGUUUCUAGUCCUGCUUUUCUCUUCUUGUGGGCACGGGAGUGAUGACCUCUCAGCUCUUGACAUGCUGGACCGGAAACCAGCAGUCUGUAUUUUUAAAUUCUGGGUCAGGGUUGGGGGCAAAGGACAAGGUUCAGGAAACAAGCUCAGGAAGUUUGCUCUAGGGCUGCAUGAGGAGUAGAAAGCAGAGGGGGUCCAGCCCUGCUGCCUGAGGCUCAGGGUGACCGCCCUCUGAGAAGCCCAGAGCCUUAGGGGCAUGAUCGCCCCCUCCCAGGUUCUGCAGCCCAUGGCCUUGCGCUGUGUCUCCCGUGUGCGAGGUGCUCAGCCUUCCCUCCAGCCAAGGCCGUUUCACACGUGGAGUAUCGUGGCCACCCUGCUGCUGCCUGCCUGUCCGCAUGAUCAUUGCCCAAGGGCCUGCCGGUGUCCAGCCCUGGGCCACGUACAUCAGCUUUCCCGCAGGGUGGGACAAAAGAAGCAACGCUUAUCAGAGGCAGAGAGGAGCCGGAGCCUGCCUGACGUGGCCAGGACGCCUUCCCCCGAGGAGCCCUGUUCGGGGCCACACACCUGCUUGGGUCCGCCCGCUACUACAGGCCCCCAGCGCAGCAUCUAUUUCUUGAGCCCAAAGGACCAUCCUGCCCGACUGGGAUCUGAGUUUUUCGAUCAGCCAGGAGUUCGUCUGGCGCGGGCGCUUCUGGGACAGGUCCUGGUGCGACGGCUUGCUGACAACACGGAGCUCCGCGGCCGCAUUGUGGAGACCGAGGCGUACCUGGGCCCAGAGGAUGAGGCGGCACACUCGAGGGGCGGCCGGCAGACAGCCCGGAACCGAGGCAUGUUCAUGAAGCCGGGCACCCUGUACGUGUUCAUCAUCUAUGGCAUGUACUUCUGCCUGAAUGUCUCCAGCCAGGGGGACGGGGCAUGUGUCCUGCUGCGAGCACUGGAGCCCCUGGGGGGCCUGGAGACCAUGCAGCGGCUCCGUAGCACCCUUGGGAAAGGCGCCUCUGGCCGAGCCCUCAAGGAUCGCGAGCUCUGCAACGGCCCCUCCAAGCUGUGCCAGGCACUGGCCAUCGACAAGAGCUUCGACCAGCGGGACCUGGCCACAGAUGGGGCUGUGUGGAUGGAGUGUGGCCCCCCGGGACCCAAGCCAGCUGUGGUGGCUGCGGCCCGGGUGGGCGUCAGCCGUGCAGGGGAGUGGGCCCAGAAGCCCCUGCGCUUCUACGUGCGGGGCAGCCCCUUUGUCAGCGUGGUGGACAGGACAGCUGAGCAGAUGCAGGCCUGAACGAAGGGUCUGCUCCAACAGGCUUUCGAUCAUUCAGGAACCAAAUAAAUGCUUGUUUCUAGAAAAGUGGUAUGUGGGUCUGGGCUGGAGUCUCUCAGUGUC
This is a messenger RNA of Trichechus manatus latirostris (Florida manatee), 2394 nucleotides long. It is a transcript of the gene MPG, whose product is annotated as N-methylpurine DNA glycosylase. Gene Ontology annotation, biological process: base-excision repair. NCBI's taxonomy places the organism in Eukaryota, Metazoa, Chordata, Mammalia, Sirenia, Trichechidae. The transcript is spliced from 5 exons. The coding region runs from base 1273 to 2292 and encodes 339 amino acids. The record is from RefSeq and is a predicted model, not a curated record. Gene Ontology annotation, molecular function: DNA binding; alkylbase DNA N-glycosylase activity.